GGGGCGCGAGUCUGAGGCGAGGGUGCGAGUGUGAGGCGGCGGCGCGGGCGCAACUUUCUCCCUCAGCCCGCGCGGGGCCCGCAGGCGGCGAGGCGGCGGCGCGCAGCCCGGCGCCCCGGGCCCCUGCCUUAUGUCCCGCAAGGCGAGCGCGAAUGCGGAGUACACGCUGCGGAGUCUGAGCAGCCUGAUGGGCGAGCGGCGCCGGAAGCAGCCCGAGCCCGACGCGGCGAGCGGCGCCGGGGAGCGCAGCCUGCUGGCGGCCGAGGCGGGCGCCGGCCUGGAGCGCACGGGCGCGGGCGGCGACCUGGAGCGCGCGGCGCGGCGCCAGUUCCAGCAGGACGAGACCCCCGCCUUCGUGUACGUGGCGGCCGUGUUCUCGGCGCUCGGCGGCUUCCUGUUCGGCUACGACACCGGCGUGGUGUCCGGGGCCAUGCUGCUGCUCAAGCGGCAGCUCGGGCUGGACGCGCUGUGGCAGGAGCUGCUGGUGUCGGGCUCGGUGGGCGCGGCGGCCGUGGCGGCGCUGGCCGGCGGGGCCCUGAACGGCGUGUGCGGCAUUGCUUCUAUGACAGUGCCGGUGUACAUUGCGGAAGUCUCUCCACCUAACUUAAGAGGCCGGUUAGUCACCAUUAACACCCUUUUCAUCACAGGCGGGCAGUUCUUUGCCAGUGUUGUUGAUGGAGCCUUCAGUUAUCUCCAGAAGGAUGGAUGGAGGUACAUGUUGGGACUUGCAGCGAUCCCUGCAGUUAUACAGUUUUUUGGUUUCCUCUUCUUACCUGAAAGUCCUCGAUGGCUUAUUCAGAAAGGGCAGACUCAGAAGGCCCGUCGGAUUUUAUCUCAGAUGCGUGGUAACCAGACCAUUGAUGAAGAGUAUGAUAGCAUCAAAAGCAACAUUGAGGAAGAGGAGAAGGAGGUUGGCUCAGGUGUGUGCUUUGCAGAG
Octodon degus (degu) is the source of this 937-nucleotide messenger RNA. RefSeq names its product proton myo-inositol cotransporter-like. The transcript is spliced from 4 exons. Gene Ontology annotation, biological process: transmembrane transport. NCBI's taxonomy places the organism in Eukaryota, Metazoa, Chordata, Mammalia, Rodentia, Octodontidae. Gene Ontology annotation, molecular function: myo-inositol:proton symporter activity. The record is from RefSeq and is a predicted model, not a curated record. Gene Ontology annotation, cellular component: membrane. The annotation marks the transcript as partial.